Messenger RNA from Verticillium dahliae VdLs.17, 2397 nucleotides. RefSeq names its product thermostable beta-glucosidase B. The coding region runs from base 1 to 2397 and encodes 798 amino acids. Gene Ontology annotation, biological process: carbohydrate metabolic process. NCBI's taxonomy places the organism in Eukaryota, Fungi, Ascomycota, Sordariomycetes, Glomerellales, Plectosphaerellaceae. Gene Ontology annotation, molecular function: hydrolase activity, hydrolyzing O-glycosyl compounds. The transcript has 7 exons. The record is from RefSeq and is a predicted model, not a curated record.
AUGGUUGAAUCACGUCUCAGAGCAAUUCUGCUGAAUUACACAAAGUGUCCCGCCACUCUCGCUCUCAUCGGGACAAAUCCGAAAGUCGCUCUUCUCUCAGGUCGCGACUUUUCUACAGCAGCUGGCGUUGAGAGGCUCGGCAUACCACCCACCAGAGUCGCUGAUUCCGUGAGUGGCAUCCGUCCCGCGGGCAUCGAGGCGGACCUCACAACAGCCAGCUUCCCCAACACAGCAUGCUACGGUUCGACGUGGGAUGCCGAGCUCCUGGGUCGCCUGGGCGGCGAGCUCGCCCGCCAGGCGCGCAUGAAGAGCGCCCAGGUCGUGCUGGGGCCUACCAUCAACAUCCACCGCGAUCCGCGCGGCGGCCGCAACUUUGAGUGCGUGAGCAAGGAUCCCCUCCUGUCGGGCCGUCUUGCUGGCGCCGUUGUCAACGGCAUCCAGGCCAUGGGUUUCGGCGCGUGCCCCAAGCACUUUGUCUGCAACGACUCGGAGACGCUGAGGCACUUUUACGACGUCAGGCAUUCGGCGGACAGCAGGACCUUGCGAGAGGUCUACGUCGCCGCCUGGCAGCAUCUGUUGAGGACAUUUGAUCCUGUGGGCAUCAUGACGGCAUACAACAAGGUCGAUGGAGCUUUCUGCAGUGAGAACAGGCCCUUGAUGGAGGAGGUGCUCCGGGCCCAAUGGGGGUACAAGGGCAUCACCAUGUCGGACUGGUUCGCCGUGCACCACACGGCCGCACCCAUCCAGGCCGGCCUCGACCUCGAGAUACCGUUUCCCAUCUUCAGGGGCGCCAGGCUUGUCAAAGCCGUCGAGGCGGGCGAGGUGGCCAUCGGCGAGGUCGAUGCUCGCAUGCUCAAAAUGCUGGAGCUGCGGGACCGGACCAAGGCGUGCCACGGCAUCAGCACCGAGAAGUCCAUCGUCAAUGAGAAGACGAACCGGUUGGCCUGGGAGCUGGCGGCCAGCGGCAUUGUCCUCUUGAAGAACGAACAGCAGGCACUGCCUCUUGACCUGACACAGUCCUCUGCCGACACGGUUGCCGUCAUUGGGGAGUUCGCGCGAGACUCCGUCAUCACUGGAGGCGGCAGCGCUUCAUGCACGCCGCAGUACAGAAGCUCACCUAUCGACCUCUGGAAAGAGGCGGCAGACAACGCAGAGCGCGUGCGAUGCUCUCCUGGCGUGCGGACGCGACGAAUCAAACCUGUCGCCGACACUGAUAAACUCGUCGCCAAGGAUGGCCGUCCAGGCGCAGACGUGACCUACUACAACGACGACUCGCCCGAGCCGCUCUUGGAGGAGCACCAGGCCAAUCCCGUCGUCUGGAUGCUCGGGCAAUUCAAGCCAGGCCUCAAGGUACCUGGGUCCCGGCUGAAGAUCACAACCAAACUGACACCGUCCACGUCCGGCGACCACACCUUAGCCAUCAGAUGCACGGGAGCGUUCACCCUCAGUGUCAACGGCGAAACCGUCCUGACGGGCUCAGACAAGGGCAUCCCGACGGAGCAAUUCAUCUUCAACCACAUCCUCCUCGAGACAGGCACGCAAGUAUCCAUGGAAGCCGGCGUCUCUUACGACAUCCGUCUCGACAUGGCCGGCCCUCCCGAGCUCGUCAUCGGCGAGCCAACCCCCUACGUGGCAAGCCUCUGCUUCGAAGGCUACGAGUCGGAGGGCUUCGACCUCGACGACAUUCGCAUGCCGGCGAACCAGGCCGCCCUCAUCAAGGCCGUGGCCGCCACCGCUUUUGUCGACGACGUCGACGCCGUCGUGCUCGCGCACUUUCCCGGGAAGGAGGGGGCGCGGGCCGUCGUCGACGUGCUGACGGGCGCCGUCUGUCCGAGCGGCCGGCUGGCGACGACGUGGUUCAAGACGCUCGAGGACGCGCCGAGCUUCGGCCACUUUCCGGCCCGCAAGCUGGAGGACGGCAGCGUGCGGAUUGAGUAUGCCGAGGGCGUCGAGGUCGGCUACCGCUCUUCGCAGGCGGCGGCCGGAGACAGGGUCAGGUGGCCUUUUGGCUUUGGCCUGUCGUACACGAGUUUUCAGUAUGAGGGGCUCGGCGCAACGGCGGAAGAAGACGCGGAAACGGCCGUCUUGCGAUGCUGUGUCACGGUCAAGAAUACCGGCCGCGUCGCCGGUCAGGAGGUCGUGCAGCUGUAUGUCUCGCCGGCAAAAGAGACGGCCGUGUCGCGACCUGGGAAGGAGCUCAAGGCUUUUGACAAGAGCAUGUUGCAACCGGGCGAGUCGAGGACGGUCGAGCUCGCGGUCGAUCUCAAAGUAGCGUGCAGCUACUGGGAUGAGAACGAGGUCGCCUGGAGGAUGGAGCCCGGGACGUAUGGUGUCUUGGUCGGGGGACAUGCUGUGCCAUUUUCCGUCAGCAAAGGGUCGUCAUGGACUCAUCUGUAG